Cucurbita pepo subsp. pepo (vegetable marrow) is the source of this 1317-nucleotide messenger RNA. NCBI's taxonomy places the organism in Eukaryota, Viridiplantae, Streptophyta, Magnoliopsida, Cucurbitales, Cucurbitaceae. The record is from RefSeq and is a predicted model, not a curated record.
GGUACAACGCCUUCGAUUCCUACAUUUUUCUUUUAUUUCUGGUUCUUGCUGUUGAUCUCUGCUUGAAAUUCAUUUCAUUUCUAAAAUCUACUCCAUUAAGGUUUCCGAGAAAGUGACAUUUCGAUCUCCAAUUUGAGUAAUCGAUACGGAUCUUUGAGGAGGUGAAAAUGGGUUUAAAGCAGACGAUUAAGAGCUUGGAUGCGUUUCCUCGAGCAGAAGAGCAUUUGUUGCAGAAAACUCAAACUGGGGCGCUAGUGUCUGUUAUUGGAUUGGUCAUAAUGGCGACACUAUUUUUUCACGAACUGAGAUAUUACCUCGCCACAUAUACGGUUCAUCAGAUGUCGGUAGACUUGAAACGUGGAGAAACUCUUCCCAUUCACAUAAACAUGACUUUUCCUUCUUUACCUUGUGACGUGUUAAGUGUAGAUGCAAUCGAUAUGUCGGGCAAGCAUGAAGUGGAUCUUGACACAAAUAUAUGGAAACUUCGUCUAAACAGCAAUGGCCAUAUCAUCGGCACUGAAUAUCUGUCUGACCUCGUGGAGAAGGAACACGCUGAUCACAAGCAUGAUCAUGAUAAGGAGAAAGAUCAUCCUCAUAUACAUGGCUUUGAUCAAGCUGCUGAAGCUUUGGUAAAAAAGGUUAAGCAAGCAAUAGCAGAAGGAGAAGGCUGUCGGGUUUAUGGGGUUCUAGAUGUUCAGAGGGUUGCUGGGAACUUCCACAUUUCAGUUCAUGGCUUGAACAUUUUUGUGGCCCAAUUGAUUUUUGAUGGGUCUAAACAUGUGAAUGUCAGUCACAUGAUUCACGAUUUGUCUUUCGGUCCAAAAUACCCUGGAAUUCACAACCCUCUUGAUGGUACAGUUCGAAUUUUACAUGACACAAGUGGGACCUUUAAAUAUUAUAUAAAGGUAGAAAUCCAUUUUCCGCCUUAAGAUACAUGUGCAUAAUUUUUUAUUUCAUAGUUUGCAUGAUGACUUAAUAUAUAUUACUACACAUUCCAAAAUUGGAGGUGAGGGGCUCUCUCCCUCUCCCUCUCAUGUUAAGGGAAACAGAAAUCUAUUUUCCAUGGUAAGCAAAAUAUGUUAUUACCCGUGUGCUUGUAUUGCAGUCUGAACUGAUUUGUAAAUCAGGAAAUCGUACUAAAUGACAUCUGAGAGAAAUUAGAUGGUAAAAUUAUUUUUUGAAAAUAUAGGGUCCUUGUACUGGACGUGAAUCUGGCUGGCUGGCCUUUGUUCCAAUUAGGAAUCAUUUUUUACUCGUAUCGUCUACUUCCUCUCUCAUUAGCUAUUAUUGGUUUAUCGAUAAACGAGUGGAUACUGG